Paramuricea clavata is the source of this 1581-nucleotide messenger RNA. NCBI's taxonomy places the organism in Eukaryota, Metazoa, Cnidaria, Anthozoa, Malacalcyonacea, Plexauridae. The record is from the annotation of a GenBank genome assembly.
AUGCUAAAGGAAAAAGAGGCAGCAGAGGAAAUUAAGAAUUUUCUGGAGAGAAAUAACCUCGUACAAUAUUAUGAUUCGUUUUUGAAUCUUGGUUAUGAUGAUCUGCCACAGCUUCUCGAGAUGUCCGCCGAGGAUUUGAAUGUUGUGAUUGCAGAAGUUGGCCUUGUUCAUAAGCCAGGUCAUAGAAAACGAUUUGUCGCUGCCUUGCAAAUUUUGAAUUCCAAGUCGAAGCAUGGAGAGCCAAGCCACUUUGAUACUGUUGCCCACUCAGUGAAAGACAAAAUUUCCACUGAUAUAUCUACAUGUAAGUUUUAUAUUUUAUACAUUUCAUAUUUACGCACAUCUUUGUUUCAAUAAUCUGUUUUGUAGUCAAGAAGAAUAUCAAGAAGGGCAAUAUUCAUAGAUUCCACUGUUAAAGUCAUGUAUUUUUAUACACAAUCGAACUUGUUACUUGAUGAAUAAUACUUUUAUAUGUAAAUCCAACGUUCUGUUUCUUCUUUUAAAUAUACUGUAGGGCCAGCAACAGCUAAGGAUCUAUGGAUCCCAAACCCAUUAACACCUCAGUUAGAAUUUAAUAAUGCUGUACUGAUUGAACUGUAUGAAGCUAUCUAUGAUUUAAUCCCUCCAAUACAAUUUAAGAAUGAAGUGCUACAGCAGCGUCAUACUCGAUGGAAAAUCCAACGGACUAUUAACGAGUGGGAAAAAAAAGUGAAUAAUUUACUUGGUGAAGGAGGCAAGGAUGGCAAUUCUCAGAAUAUUCAGAGAUUCACAACUGAUGAAUUAGGAUCAAUUCAAACAGGUGAUUGUGCCAAAGCAGAAGCGGCUAAAGACAUCAUCGAUUCAGCUAUUUCCAAUAUUUCAACAUAUAUUGACAUCAUUAUGAAACAACGGUCAACUUUAUUUAACAAAGAAAAUAAAGUGAAGUCAUGGAAAGCUAAUGAAUUGAAAUUUUAUGAUGAUAAAAUGGCUGACUCAGAAGCCAUGAAAUGCAAAUUGGAAGAGUGCCAAACAAAGCUAAUAACCAACAUUGGCACCCUAAAAAGAAAACUUUCACAUGUUAAUGAUGAAGUCGCUGAGAGCAAAAGAAAGCGUAAGCGACUGCAAGAAAACAAGCGAAAAGCAGAAGUGAGAAGAGAGAACCGCUUACAGGCAAAGGUCAGUGAAGUUCUGAAAAUAAUUACAGAUGGGAAAGUUGUAUUUGAUGAUCUUAAAUCCCAGAAUACCAAAAUUGUGAAAGAUGAUUUAUGCCCAAAGAAAGAUCUUCACCCAAGGUAUCAUCUGAAAGCUUUAAGCCACUUGAUUGAGAAUAAGUGGUUUGAUGAUGAUGCUUUGCCUGUAGCACAAGGUAUGUUAGAUGCACUAACACACAAACAGGAAUUAAUCUCAGAAGCAAAUCAUAAAAGAAAAGAAAAGACUAAGGAAAAGAAAAAGCAGCCUUCUAUCCUCAGUAUGUUUGCACCUUUACCAUCCAGCCAUGUAACUCCUCAUACGCCCAUGGAUACAUCUGGUGACAAUUUAGAUAUUGAACAUAUAUUAAAUAUAAACAACUCCUCGCUUUCAUCAGAGUCAGAUGAUAAUUGA